Molecule: messenger RNA, 504 nt
Organism: Ailuropoda melanoleuca (giant panda)
Lineage: Eukaryota; Metazoa; Chordata; Mammalia; Carnivora; Ursidae
Product: transcription factor BTF3-like
Exons: 1
Coding region: 16-504 (162 amino acids)
Source: RefSeq, a predicted model, not a curated record
UGCACUCAGGCUAAGAUGAAAGAAACCAUCAUGAAUCAGGAGAAACUUGCCAAACUCCAGGCCCAAGUCCGCAUUGGUGGGAAGGGCACUGCUCGCAGAAAGAAGAAGGUUGUACACAGAACAGCUACAGCUGAUGACAAGAAACUUCAGUUCUCCUUGAAGAAAUUGGGUGUCAAUAAUAUCUCUGGUAUUGAAGAGGUUAAUAUGUUUACUAACCAAGGAACAGUUAUUCACUUCAACAACCCUAAAGUUCAAGCCUCCCUAGCUGCCAACACCUUCACAAUAACUGGACAUGCAGAAACCAAACAGCUGACGGAGAUGUUGCCUAGUAUAUUAAACCAACUUGGUGCCGACAGUCUGACAAGUUUGAGGAGGAUUGCAGAAGCUCUGCCAAAACAAUCCAUGGAUGGGAAAGCACCACUUGCUUCUGGGGAAGAUGAAGACGAUGAAGUUCCAGAUCUUGUUGGGAAUUUUGACGAUGCUUCAAAGAAUGAGGAAAUUUGA